This is a messenger RNA of Fusarium vanettenii 77-13-4, 843 nucleotides long. RefSeq lists its product as uncharacterized. The record is from RefSeq and is a predicted model, not a curated record. The transcript has a single exon. The coding region runs from base 1 to 843 and encodes 280 amino acids. Gene Ontology annotation, cellular component: cytoplasm. Gene Ontology annotation, molecular function: glutathione transferase activity. NCBI's taxonomy places the organism in Eukaryota, Fungi, Ascomycota, Sordariomycetes, Hypocreales, Nectriaceae.
AUGACCAACGUUGAUACCUCGCUCCCCGCUGAGCCCUCGGGGGCUGCGGCCGAGUUCGCUGCCCGUCACUCAGAAGAGCACCCGCUGAAGCUCUACGGCGGCUGGUUCUGCCCUUUUGUGCAGCGAUCAUGGAUCACCCUGCACGAGAAAAACGUACCGCAUCAAUACAUCGAGAUCAACCCGUACAAGAAGGAGGCAUCCUUCCUCGCAAUGAACCCUCGUGGUCUUGUACCAACUCUGGCUGUACCCGUCGGCACCAAAGGCGAGGUGCAGAAGCCCUUGUUUGAGAGCAACAUCGUUUGCGAGUACCUGGACGAGGCUUAUGCAGAUGAGGCCACCUACGGUCCGCGGCUGCUCCCCUCUGAUCCUUAUGAGAGGGCACGAUGCAGACUCUGGAUCGAUCACAUCAGCUCACGAAUCAUCCCUGCUUUCUACAAGCUGCUCCAGCACACUCCUGAAAAGCCCUACAGUCUGGAUCAAGCACGAGAGGAGCUCCAUGGCCACAUUAAAACCUUAGUCAAGGAAAUGGAUGCCAAAGGACCCUGGUUCUUGGGCGACAACUUGAGUCUCGUGGAUAUUUGCCUGGCGCCUUGGGUUAAACGCCUGUUCCUGAUCGAUCACUACAAGAAUGGCGGACACGGAAUUCCUCAGUCUGGUGGUGGAGAUGAUGAGGGUACCUGGGCGAGAUGGAGAAAGUGGAGCGAUGCCAUCCUUGAUCGCAAGAGCGUCAAGGAAACAUGGAGCGCUGACGAGCGGUACAUCAUUGCUUACAAGAGAUAUGCUGAUGAUACUACCAAUUCUCUUGUAGGUCAGGCCACAAGAGAAGGAAAGAGGCUGCCUUAA